AUGACGAUCUCUAUGCAUUUUUGGCUGAUGACAGCUUUUUUGCUAACGGCAUUAGUUGGUGUUGUGGAUGGCUUGACUCUGAAUCGUCGAUCAAUAUUACUCGGCAGUGCCUCGGCCAUACUACCCUCCAUUCAUCCAAGUUUGGUACAGGAGGCUAAUGCAAUUCCACUACCAUUUGAAAAGAAAGAUCGGCGACAACUGGAACUCUGUUUGGUGAACGUCCUUCGGGUCCAAUAUUGGGCAAUGAAGGUUGCCGACAUUCUGAAAAAUGCACCGACCGACGACCAAAAGAAAAAGGCAUAUCUAGAGGUGAGGUUGGGAGCCAAGGCCAUGGUGGCCGACAAAAAGAUCAAGAUUGGUGGUGGAUCGUUACUCUCUGUUAUUACCUUACGAGGCUUGCAAAUCAAGGAUUGUUUGGAUGAUUUGAAGUACUAUGCCAAAAACAAGAAAAUGGAUCAAUAUCGAGACGAUUUAAUUGAAUCUCUAGCUUCCUUGGUUGAAUUUGAUGGGCUAGAAACUACCCAGGAUCCAUCACCAAGGUCAACCUUGACUCUAGGAAUGUACAAUGAGAGCAAAAACAUUUAUGUCCAAAGAAUGUUGACGGAACGAAUCAUUCCUUUGACGGACCAAACAGUCAACUAUUUUGGCAAGGACCAACGGAUCAAAUGUGAAGGUUAUGUGGAACAAUUCUAUCCAAGGGAAUUGCCGGCAAAAAAGAUAAUACAGGAGCAAGUCAAGCCAACAGAGGGUGAAGAAAUAAAUAAGCAAGUGGAGCAAUAG
Molecule: messenger RNA, 780 nt
Organism: Cylindrotheca closterium
Lineage: Eukaryota; Bacillariophyta; Bacillariophyceae; Bacillariales; Bacillariaceae
Source: the annotation of a GenBank genome assembly